CGCGGCGGCCGGGAGAUGUGCCCGGAGGAGGGCGCGGGCGAGGACGCGGCGGGGCUGGGCGAGGUGCGCUCCUGGUGGGAAGUCCCGGCCAUAGCGCACUUCUGCUCCCUCUUUCGCACCGCCUUCCGCCUGCCCGACUUCGAGAUCGAGGAAUUAGAAGCUGCCCUUCAUAGAGAUGAUGUGGAGUUUAUCAGUGACUUGAUCGCCUGCCUGCUUCAGGGCUGCUAUCAGAGGAGGGAUAUCACGCCUCAGACAUUCCACAGCUAUCUGGAAGACAUUAUCAACUACCGCUGGGAACUUGAGGAAGGGAAACCCAACCCCCUGAGAGAAGCCAGUUUUCAAGACCUACCUCUACGCACUCGUGUGGAGAUUCUCCAUCGCCUCUGUGACUACCGACUUGAUGCAGAUGAUGUCUUCGAUCUUCUUAAGGGUUUGGAUGCAGAUAGCCUCCGAGUGGAACCUUUGGGAGAAGACAGCACUGGUGCAUUAUAUUGGUAUUUCUAUGGAACUCGAAUGUACAAAGAAGAUCCAGUCCAGGGAAAAUCCAAUGGAGAGUUGGCCUCAAUCAAGGAAAAUGGAGAUCAGAAAAGUGUCCCAAAUAUGCCUGGAAAAACGGGGAAAAGAAGAGGGCGACCCCCAAAACGGAAGAAAUUACAGGAGGAGAUUGCCCUCAAUGAAAAACAAGAAGAAAACUCAACUUUAGCACCACUGACAAAAAAUGGGGCCCAGGGCCCAGGGCAUGGGACUUGGUGGCUUCUAUGUCAAACAGAAGAAGAAUGGAAGCAGGUAACAGAGAGCUUCAGAGAGAGGACAUCACUAAGAGAGCGACAGCUCUAUAAGCUUUUGAGUGAGGACUUCUUGCCGGAGAUCUGUAACAUGAUAGCUCAGAAGGAAAAGCGUUUACAUCGGACAGAAACAGAAUUACAUACUAAAUGUAUGUCUGAUCACCUGCCCAUCAAGUCCCUUAAGCAUGAGGAGACCCCCAUGCUCAGCAGAAUAGAGAAGCAGAGACGCAAGGAGGAGGAGGAAGAGCGCCAAAUCCUUUUAGCUGUGCAGAAGAAAGAGCAAGAACAGAUGCUCAAAGAGGAAAGGAAGCGGGAAAUGGAAGAAAAGGUCAAAGCGGUAGAAGAUCGAGCUAAGAGGAGGAAGCUCAGAGAAGAGCGGGCAUGGCUUUUGGCCCAAGGGAAGGAGCUUCCCCCAGAACUCACCCAUUUGGACCCGAGUUCUCCUGCCAGAGAAGAAAGAAAAGCCAAGGAUCUCUUUGAGCUGGAUGAUGAUUUCACUGCUAUGUACAAAGUUCUAGACGUGGUAAAGGCUCACAAAGAUUCUUGGCCCUUCUUGGAACCUGUAGAUGAAUCUUAUGCCCCAAACUAUUAUCAGAUCAUUAAGGUCCCCAUGGAUAUCUCAAGCAUGGAGAAGAAACUGAAUGGAGGCCUCUACUGUACUAAGGAAGAGUUUGUCAAUGACAUGAAGACUAUGUUCAAAAAUUGCCUAAAAUACAAUGGGGAAAAUAGUGAGUACACCAAGAUGUCUGACAACUUAGAGAGGUGUUUUCAUCGGGCAAUGCUAAAGCAUUUUCCUGGUGAAGAUGGAGACACAGAUGAUGAGUUCUGGAUUCGAGAAGAUGAGAAACGGGAGAAGAGGAAGAGCCGUGCUGGGCGAGGGGGUUCAGGCAGCAUUUGGACCCGGUCUAGAGACACUGAGGGAUCCAACAGGAGACAGCAACCUUUGGAAAAUGGGGGAAAGCCCCUGCCACCACCACAUCGAGCAUCCUCCUCUACUGAUGAGCAGAGCAGCAGGACCCUGCAGCCACCCAGGGAGGUGGGUCCUUCCAAUGGCCGAGGCUUCUCUCAUCCUUUGCAUUUUGGUGGGAUGCCUAACCAGGCACCUCUUUUAGGCCAGAUGAGGCCAGCAGUGCCAGGAACAUUUGGCCCUCUUCAUGGAUCAGAUCCAGUUAACCUAUACGGGUCACCUAGAGUCCCUGAACCACACCCUGGAGAACCUGUUCAGCAGCACCAGCACUUUGCAAUGCAGCCUCCAGUUGGACUAAAUGAACACAGAGGGCCUAGGCUUGGUGUACCAGAAGAAAAUCAGGUGUGUGGAGGGCUGGCUCAUUUCUCUACCAUGGGACCACAUCCUGGAUCUUUACAGCUUGGCCAGAUGAGUGGCCCUAGCCAGGAUGGGAACAUAUAUCCUCCAGCCCAGUUCCAGACAGGAUUUAUUCCUCCCAGGCAUAAUGGGCCUCCAAUAAGACAAGAAUUUUCUGAAAAUUCCGAUGUGCCCCCUCCUGGUCACAUGUAUAGACCAUAUAAGUACCUGAAUCGAGUACACUCUGCAGUCUGGAAUGGGAACCAUGGGACAGCUAACCAAGGUCCCUUGGGGCCAGAAGAGAAGGCCCCUGGGGGACCUGGAACUUCUCUCCAACCUCGAAUUCUUGGUCACAUCAUGGAUCCCCGAGGGAUGAGAUCAUCUCUGCCUCCAAACCAGUGGACUGAACAGUCAAGCUUCCUACCUCAUGGGGUUCCUCCUUCAGGAUAUAUCAGGCCACCCUGUAAAUCUACUGGACAGAGAUUACAGCAGCCACCAGCACAGAGCUCUCUGUUUGGGGGACCCUCCCCAGGUCUCCGGGGAGUCCAGGGAGGGGAGUCCAUGAUGGACAGCCCAGAGAUGAUUGCCAUGCAGCAGCUCUCAUCCCGUGUUUGCCCACCAGGUGUGCCUUACCACCCUCGACAGCCUCCUUCCCCGAACCUACCUGGUCCUUUUCCCCAGGUAGCUCAUUCUGCAGCAGUAACUGCAUCCACUUCGAAGUCAGCCUUGGAAAACAACGGGAGUUCACAGAACAUCAAUGAAACAAAGGAACCUGAUAGUAAACAAGAGCCUAGACUUGAGGAGAAACCACCUAGCCUCGGUGCUCCAGAGGGGACUUACCUCACCCAGCUACCUCAUUCCAAACCACCCCUGCAGGCUGACUGCAUCAGGCAAGGUUCACCACAGCAUCCAGAAACAGACGUCUCAAUGGUCAAAAGUGACUCCUCUCAGUCUGGGGAAAACUGUAAAGCCACACAGGGCAAAAAUCCCUGGCCAACCGAAGGCAGCUACCCCAGCCCUACUGCACAAGGCUGUAUGAGGGACCUGACAGCCAUGGCAGAGAGAGGGGUCCUCCCCGAAAAUGGAAUCAUUGGAGAAGCAUCCCCUUGUGGCUCAGAAGAAAAGGGGCUGGUGGGUGGUGGUUCCUCAGAAAAGCCACUGUGCCCUCGAAACAAGACAUUUCAGGAAGCAGCUAUACCUUGCACAGGGCAGAACUCCAAUACUUCUCGGAACAUGGAUGCAAAUCUGAUGGGCAAUGCUGUCAACCAGUUUCCCCCACUGUAUAUGCCUGGCUUAGAAUAUUCUAAUUCAGCCGCACAUUACCACAUCAAUCCAGGUCUACAGGGUUUUGGUCCUAUGAUGGGAGGAAAACAGCCCCCAGUAUCACAUCCACAGCAUUUUCCCCCACGAAGUUUUCAGCCUAGCAACUCCCACUCAGCUAUGUUUCCUCGAUAUCGUCCACACCAGGGCAUCCAGUACUCUUAUCAGCCACCACCUCAGCCUUCUUUCCACCACUACCAGCGAACUCCUUAUUACACAUGUCCCCAGGGCUAUUCUGACUGGCAAAGGCCUCUCCAUCCCCAGGGAAACCAGUCCGGGCACCCAGCUCAUCAGGCUCCCCCACCAAGGCCUCCUUUCUCAGAUAAAGGGACUGUAAGCAGUCUGCAGGGUUGUGAGGCACUCGGUGCUACUCUAGCUUCCCCAACCCGAAUUGCUGUAGUGGGUGCCAAAGUGGUACCGACAGAUGGGCAGAAUCUAGGGCCCAAAGAAGAAAAAUCAGAUGAAUCCAUCGAGAGGCCGGAGAGUCCCAAAGAAUUUCUCGACUUGGACAACCACAAUGCAGCUACUAAACGACAAAACUGUGUGCCCGCUAACGAGUUCCUCUAUGGAUCUCCUUCCCCAGCCCUGAGUUCAGGGAUGAAUUUUAGUUCGUCUACUUUUCCACCCCACAGCAUGAUGCUACAAUCGGGGCCUCCUUACACAUCUCAACAUACGGCCAGUCAUUUUCAGCCGAGGGCCUAUUCGCCAGUUUCUGCUCACCCUUCUCAUCCGGCUGCUGCCCAGCCUAAUGGCCUCCCCCAAGAGGGUCCCCUCUACCGCUGCCAGGAAGAGAACAUGGGUCACUUUCAGGCCAUAAUGAUGGAACAGAGGGGCAACAUUAGUGGAAUGGGAGGACCUUUCCAGGACUUAUACAGAUCAUCAGGAAUGCAAAUGCAUCAGACCCAGGCUCAGUCACAGUCCCCCUUUCCAAAGGUGUCAGCUCCAACGACAACAAGAAAAGAACUUCCCCCACAAAAGCCCUCAGUCCUGCCUCUGGAUCAGCCCGGGGGUGGAGCUUGGGCUUUUAUCCCAGCGUUCAGUUCAGUGCCUGCUUCAGAGCCUGUCCCCCCUUGCACAGAUUUCCAGCAGACACUUGUGGGAGAGCUCCCUUCCACAGGAGCAUGUGAGUGA
Gracilinanus agilis (Agile Gracile Mouse Opossum) is the source of this 4539-nucleotide messenger RNA. Its product is annotated as cat eye syndrome critical region protein 2. Gene Ontology annotation, molecular function: protein binding. Gene Ontology annotation, biological process: chromatin remodeling. The transcript is spliced from 19 exons. NCBI's taxonomy places the organism in Eukaryota, Metazoa, Chordata, Mammalia, Didelphimorphia, Didelphidae. Gene Ontology annotation, cellular component: CERF complex. The coding region runs from base 16 to 4539 and encodes 1507 amino acids. The record is from RefSeq and is a predicted model, not a curated record.